AGACGGUGAUUGUGCUCAUUAUAUAAGGGCUAGCACUGUGUAUACGCUGGGCCAUGUAGGAAUCAAUGUCAGAGCUUCAGGACUGGAGCAGAUCACCAGCGUGUGUAUUUCAUGUGUGAAAAUGCAUAUUUUGUCACCAUUGACACUGUCCUCUUAACUGUCACCCUAAUGGCUGCAGCAGUGGCAUCUGCAGAAAUAUCAUAGUUGAUGUCACAGACAGGGUUAUGUUAAUGCUCUGUGGUAUUACAUGGAUUAACCCUAAACCCAGGGCCUAAUUUUAGGUUGAGAUAGGCAGCCAUGAUGAGCCUGUGCUGGGAUGAAACAGCAAGAUCUGAGCCCCUGAUGUUAUGACAUUGCUGAAUAUAACUGACACCCACAGGCAUUGCUUGUUUAUUGGCUGAUACAGUUCAUAUCACUUUCUAUAUCAAAAAUCUUCUAGGUCAUAUAUAUUUUAUAGGAACAGCACCUGAACUUAUCAAAAAACAGUUUUUAUAUUACAAAGUCAAAAUGAGUACACUGUAGUCCAUAUACAUUGUAAGCAGGGUAGAUACAGUCUAUCAGCUGUGCCCUAUGUGUAAAAUGAUGGUGCUGUAUAGAAAUUGAGAAAGAUCAGGUCUAAAACGCCAGAAACAUCUUCAUAUUAUAUGUGGCUCUAAAACCACUAAGUAUAAUGUCCACCCCUGUUAAAAAUGUCCCUUAUUGCUGUUGUUCUAUCGAAAACUCCAAUCUGAAAGGGUUGCCGGAAGUGACGUCAGAUUGGAGUUUUCGAGGAAUUGGGAGUUCUCGACAGAAAACCCUUAGUUCCCUUACUAAAGAUGGCGCAGAAUAAGCACACAUAUCUAGCUUCCGACAUGUGACGUAAUAUCCGGAGUUUUCCAUGUAAACACGGAAGUCACAGCGACAAUAAUAACAACGAGAAGCUGCUGUUACCGUCACCCGGGUAGCCAACCUCAUAGUCGUUAUACCCGCGACUGUCUGCAGGGGACGCCAUGGCCCUGCACCGCGGUGUAAAUGGCCUGCGGUUUAACCAGGACCAGAGCUGUUUCUGCUGUGCGAUGGAGACUGGCGUGCGAAUCUUUAAUAUUGAACCCCUGAUGGAAAAAGGACACCUUGAUGUGGAACAAGUUGGCAGCGUGGGGCAGGUAGAAAUGCUACAGAGGUGUAAUCUACUGGCACUAGUGGGUGGUGGCAGUAACCCGAAAUUCUCCGACAUCUCCGUGCUGAUUUGGGAUGAUUCGCGCGACGGAAAGGAUAAGCUAGUCCUGGAAUUCACUUUUACUAAACCUGUGCUAAGUGUACGUCUGCGAUCCGACAAGAUUGUCAUCGUACUGCGAAACCGGAUCUAUGUCUACUCUUUUCCUGACAAUCCAACCAAACUGUUUGAGUUUGACACACGCGACAAUCCAAAAGGCCUGUGUGACCUGUGUCCCAGCCUGGAGAAACAGCUGCUGCUGUUCCCGGGACAUAAGUGCGGCAGCCUGCAGCUGGUGGAUCUGUGUAAUGCAAAGCCGAGUAGCUCAUCUGCUCCAUUCACAAUAAAUGCCCAUCAAAGUGAGCUCGGCUGCUUGACAGUCAAUCAGCAGGGUACUCUGGUAGCAUCUGCUUCACGCAAAGGGACGUUAAUUCGGCUUUUUGAUACCCAGACACGGGAGCAGCUUGUGGAGCUCAGGAGAGGUACGGACCCUGCAACAUUGUACUGUAUCAGUUUCAGCCAUGACAGCUCCUUCCUGUGCAGCUCCAGUGAUAAAGGCACUGUGCAUAUCUUUGCAUUGAAGGAUACCAAGCUCAACCGCCGCUCAGCCUUGGCACGGGUUGGGAAGGUGGGCCCUAUGAUUGGACAGUAUGUGGAUUCUCAGUGGAGCUUAGCAAGCUUCACCGUGCCAGCAGAGUCUGCCUGUAUCUGUGCGUUUGGCAAAAAUACCUCAAAAAAUGUCAACUCGGUGAUAGCGGUCUGUGUGGAUGGCACAUUUCAUAAAUAUGUGUUCAGCCCUGAAGGGAACUGUAACCGUGAAGCCUUUGACGUAUACCUGGACAUAUGUGAUGAUGAUGUAUUCUGAUCAGCCGCAUAAUGGCAAUUGUGUGAUUGUAUUUGCUGAUGUUCGGCUGAGGACACUGCUCUAUGCAGAGGCUAUCUCAUAUCGUACAUGAAACUGAAGUUGUGGAUGAAGAGAGGGAAAAUGCAGUGCUUGCCUAAAUUCCCUGGUUGUGUAAAUAGUUUUCAUCAUGGACUACUCAUAUUAAUAAAGACUUCAUGAUGCAUUGGCAUUUUUAUAAUAACUAGAUGGACUGUACAUCAAGCAAAAUGUGCCUCCCACAAUAUCUCAUUCAAAUAAGUAAUUGUCCAGCUUUUUCACAUAAGGAAAAUGGUUUUGCUUACAGUAAAGAAAUCUAGAGACUUCAUUCAGAAAUGUUCAUGGCUUCAAUUUGUUUCUGGUAAGAAAUCAGACUGUGUACUGUUUAUGUUGCCCAGUGACCUGUGAGUGCAGACAAAGGUCCCCAAAGCUUUCUACCUUCUGUAUUAUGCAGCACAGAGAACUUGUAUCGAAAUCCAAAUGUGAUAAACUUUUAUUUGUGACUAUGAAAUAAACUAAAAAUUGUCUGUAUUAUAAA
Messenger RNA from Bombina bombina (fire-bellied toad), 2610 nucleotides. RefSeq names its product WD repeat domain 45 (gene WDR45). The record is from RefSeq and is a predicted model, not a curated record. Gene Ontology annotation, molecular function: phosphatidylinositol-3,5-bisphosphate binding; phosphatidylinositol-3-phosphate binding; protein binding. Gene Ontology annotation, cellular component: phagophore assembly site membrane; cytosol; extrinsic component of membrane. NCBI's taxonomy places the organism in Eukaryota, Metazoa, Chordata, Amphibia, Anura, Bombinatoridae. The coding region runs from base 990 to 2057 and encodes 355 amino acids. The transcript is spliced from 10 exons. Gene Ontology annotation, biological process: autophagy of mitochondrion; protein lipidation; nucleophagy.